Molecule: messenger RNA, 5892 nt
Organism: Taeniopygia guttata (zebra finch)
Lineage: Eukaryota; Metazoa; Chordata; Aves; Passeriformes; Estrildidae
Gene: C26H1orf116
Product: chromosome 26 C1orf116 homolog
Cellular component (GO): cytoplasm
Source: RefSeq, a predicted model, not a curated record
ACAACUCUUUUUCUUUUUAAAAAUUCUUAUUGGAGUGUUUUUUAGUACUUUUAAACUAGGAUUUCCUGCCCUUAAUGACACAGUGAGGGAAUUAUCCCAAAAAUUGCAUCCUUCUAGUGGUAGGAUGAACUCUGAAUACCAGAAUGGGCUGAGAUGAGCUUCAAGGUCUUUUCCAAGCCAAACCACUCUGGGAUUCUAUGAAACAUGGUACCUGAGAUAUCAGGACUCAGCUGUAAAGAGAGUUCUUCAUCCCUCCAGAAUCUUUUAUGCGUUGAAAUACACAAAUGAUUAAGCUGAAUUCACAAAUAAUUUUGUCCAGCAUUACACAGAUCUGCUCCAUGGAUGCAAUAGACUGAAAGAGCAGGCUGGGGAGAAAAUCAGUAAUAACUGGAAUUUCUGAAGGACAAGCCUAAUUCCGAAGUUCUGAGCAAGCUCCUAUCCAAAGAGCAGAUUCUGGGGAGAGCACUGAGAAAAGGAACAUCCUGUUCCAUGGCACAGCUCAAAUCAGCACCUUUCCCUGAGCACAGUCACAGGGUGCCAUGCUGACAGUUUGGGGACAGUGUCCUGUACCCAUCCUGCUCUCCUGGAGAAUAUCCCAGCUCUGGAACUGGGAUCUGUUCUGGGGCAGCCACUCAGUGAGGCUGAAACCUCUGUGACCCUGCAGUGUUGGGGCUGUGAGGAGAGAGCAGAAAUUCCCUGCUGCUGCCUGGAGCACAGAGAACCUGGAGCUGGGGGAGGUUCUGAGAAAUCAGACUGACACACGGGUGCUGAAUCAUCUGUGUGGGGCUGAUUUCACUGCAGAACCCACCCAUGGGCCAGCCCUGGGAACCUCUCCCUGCCAAGGAAACUCUCCAGAAGAGGAACUAAAAGUUGUCAGCUUGCUGUUUGGAAAAUUGCAGCUGCCAUGCAAUUAAAUGUCUGCCUGCAUUUUAAAUCAACCUUUACAUCCAUCUCUAAAGCUGCUGUCGGGUUUGCUCCAAAUAAAAUUCCUUCAAAUUGGGUGAAAUCACUCCUGCUUUGGCUGUCUGAGCACCAACUCACCCUGAAACAGGGAUACAACAGAGGAGUUAACAAAGUCAGCUUGUCCAAGAUCACAGAGCCCUUGUCUAUUAUUUUUAAUUAAACUCUUGAAGAAAAUGUUGGGGAACUGUUAAAGCUUGAGAGCUGCUUUCUCACUUCUGGUGUUAAUGGUAAGCAAGCUAUGGGAACACUUCAGCUCCCUCCUCUAGCUCCUUUCUGUGAAACAGAGAUAAUAAAUAGAGCUCCUUAGCCAUAGGAAGUUUUAAUGAGUGCUGUGCAACAGGAGGCAUUAACUACGUGCUAUUUUCCAUAACUGAGCUGUCAGCACACAGGCUGUGCCUGCAAUUUGGGUGAAGGAAAGUGCCCAAGAGUCCCACAGAGUCAAAUAAACGUCCUUACCUCGACAGGAAUCUUAUCAGUGACGCCGUGUGGAUGCUUUUCCUUUAGGGCCAGGCCUGAGUCACUUGUGCCCUCGUGUUUAGGAACAGGGUGAGGCUCUGCAGGGCUGUGAAGCUGCCAAAGUCCUUCCAGGGCACAGGGAAGUCGUCUCUGCAUCAUUUGACUCCUCACAUAUCCUUCAUGCCAUCUAUGUGAAAUCACACCUUAUUUUGGGUUGGAGCUAUUUAUAUUUGUUGGAGGGAGAGGAAUGUGGGAAAAGAACAGGUUCUUUCUGGGCUCCUGAUUCAGAGGAGCUGGAGAUUUCUCCUAAUGGAUCCUGACACUUUCCUGACCACACGGGGCUGCUGGCAGCCAGCUCUGCCUGUUGGACUGCCCAGACUGGAGUCCUGCUGCUGUCAGGACACCCCUGCCCCGUUCUGCUGCUCACUCACACCCUGCUGGCAGGGCAAUAACAAAAUUACCCCAGCUUUGCUUUCCUCCCUCUCUCAGAGCAGCCUCAGCACAACUCGACAAAACCCACACAGCUCAAAAGCUUCCACUUCAAAUUAAAAUGAAUGCAUUAAUUUACAACCAAACCCACUUCAUUAAUGAAUACCACGUUUAAACUCUGUCGAUGCCGUGCCACCCAGCACAGCUCCUGAAGCACUGGCACCAAUCCUGCCCUCAAUCCCUGGCUGUAACAACCCUCCAGCAGCUCUGGCUGCAUCCCCAUCCCUCACCUGCUGCAGGCCAGCGUGGGACAGCAGAAGGGCUGGGGUUGGCUGGGGCUCUCAGCAGCCUCUGCUUUGAUUUGCUCUCCAGCACGUUCCCUUCUGGAACAGCACUUGGCUGGGCUCAGCAUUGCCAGUGGGAGCCUCUGGCUCAUCUCCUCUCCCUCCAUCUUUAAUUAGCUGAUGUUUCCACUUCCCUGUUCUGUGGAGCAGGGAACAUGUGUGGCAACACAGCCUUUUGCUAAAAAUACAAAUUAAAGAAAAAAAAAAGUUAUUGGAGCGUGGAAAUAUGAAUGAAUCCGGCAGCUGUGUCAGCCCUGGAAAUUUCCUGCAGGGUGUUUGUAAAUUUGCAGUGAGCAGCAACUUGUCAAGCAGGUACAAGUCCAUGCUGCAUGUGGGGAAUGGCCAAAGCAUUGUUAAUCAGCAGGAAAAGCUCCAAUUUUUAUAACAGAGCCCAAAGCCGGGUAGGAAGGAGGCUCUGCUGUUCUCUGCCUCCCCCUGCAGCUCUGCCCGGACUGGGGGUCGGUGUCACCCUGCACAGGGUGGGGACAUCUGGGCCCCUCUUUGGAGGAGGCAGCAGAGGGUACCGGGGCCAGAGCAGGAGAUGCUGCUGGAGAAAUGCCUCAGCAGAGGUUCUGAGAAGGUGUCGGUGUGAGCAUGAGCCUGACGGGCAUCUUGCGGGGCUUUAGCUUUCACCAGAGCUGCAGGCACUGACCUCAGGCUGCCUGGGGAAGGAACUCGCAGAGGGUUUUGGUGCCCACAGGGAAUGGUGCCAAGUGGGGCAAAAGCAGCUGCAGGUCGGGACAGGCAGAAGGAGCCUCGGAUCUGCGCAGACCUGGGCACCCCUUCCUGCACCACCUCCCUAAACACUUUCUGCCCGUCCUUACAACCACCUUCCUUUGCACGGCAGCAAACUUCUGGCCUGUGGGAAGCUGUGGCGAAACGCAAGCAGCAGCCUGUCCCAGCGCAGGCUGUUUUCCGAGCCGAGCUGCGGCAUCCCCGCUCGGAGCAGCCGAGGGAAGGAACCCGCGGCGGGCGAGGCUGCGAACGCCCAGCCCGGGACGGAUAAUUAUUGUGCGCAAGGCUGGGCUCGGGCUCAGCCGCUGUCAGCGAGCAGCUAUGCGGCAGAACAGGCUGGCGGAUUAAGGAAUCUCCGGCCAAAGCCGUGCCCAGGACAGCAGGGGACAGCAGGGGACAGCAGGGCACUGAGCGAGCGGGGUGGCACCGAGCGGAGCUGCCCGCAGCUCCCGGGCACUGCCAGCCCAGCCAGAGCUCCGGGGCACGGCACGGACGGGUUUGGGGCAUCGGGCACGCCGGGAUCCAGGCUGAACAACAGGAACAGGAUGAAUUCCACUCUCCCUGGCUGCAGGUGAGGGGCUGGAUCUGCUGUCCGAGCACCCACCUGGCCAGCGCAGCCUUAUCUGCAGCGGGAGCGGAGUUAAUGUGUAACCCGGCUGUGUUUGGUUAGCCCAGAAAAGCAAAGAAGUCCUGGGAUAGGCACGGCCGGGACAAGGCAGCACGGAACGACGGAUAGCCUGCCGGGAUAUUCCUGCUGUGCCCACCUCCAGGGCAGCCCGUGCUAUGCCUAGGAAGGAGCUGGGGAUGGCUGGCUGCAACUCUGGCAGCUGUGACAGCAUGGUCAGCACGGCCUCCAACCACUCGCAGCGGAGUGACAACAGCUAUGACUAUUUAUCUGUGGAAGAGAAAGAGUGUUUGAUGUUCCUGGAGGAAACCAUUGGCUCCCUGGAUGCAGAGGGGGACAGUGGGGUGUCCACGGAUGACACCGACUACGGGGAGCCCUCCAAGCCCAGGAAAGGCCCUGUGCCCCGGGAUUUGGGGAACGGGACUCCCCCUCCAAGCAGAGAUCAGCAGCGUGGGGCUGAACAGAGGAGUGGUAGAAGCAUCUCUGCCCUGUCCAGCUCGGCCCCAGCGGCUGCUCCAGGCCCAGGUUGUUCCAGACUUCCAAGGAACAUCCCUGCAGCAAAUGGAGCUUCUGGCAGCAAAGGAGGUGUCCACACCGUGCCAGCAGGAAAACCUGCCCAGGAGGUGGCCAAGGAGGGCAGGCUGGACCAAGCCAGCGCAGGAAGCCACACCAAAUCCGUGAUUAUCCAACCUCCAGACCCCUUCCAGGAUGACCUGGAGUGGUCGCGCAGCUCAGAUGCCAAGAGGGAGGCGGCCAAGGAGACCAAGAUUUGGACUGCGUGGGGCCACCCGGAGAAAUCCACACUGGAAGAGGCCCCUCAGGAGCCCGAUGCCAAGCGUGGGCCUCCAACCGCCCCCAAACCACGGAAAUUGCCCCCAAACAUCAUCCUGAAAACCAGCAGGAACAGCCCCGUGCCGGAGCACAACCAGAAGGUAAAAGCAGUGCCUCCAGCCUCAGCCACAUCCCACCCCAGCCCUGCCAGCGACAGCACUGCUGAAAAGGGGAAUUCGGGCCACCUUGACCCCAAGGAGAAGGAGAAAGCCCGACGGGAGGCCCUGGAGAAGCUGGGACUGCCCCAGGACAGGAGGGAGCCCGGCGCCCACCUCCAACCCCACGCCAAGGAGCCGCCGCUCCCCGGCCCUGGGCAGCCUGGGGAGGGCUCCGUGCCGGGGAUCCGGCAGAUGACCUUCAAAUCCAACACCCUGGAGCGCUCCGGGGUGGGGCUGGGCAGCUCCAUGGGCAGCGCCAAGGAACAGAACGCCCGGAGCAGCAGCAGCUCCCUGGGCAAGAUGUCCUUCAUCGAGCGCCUGGCCCCCAGCUUCCUCCGCAGCCGCCCCCGGCCCGCCUCCCUCGGGGCAGGGAAGGACUUUGGUGGCCUGAAGGAGCAGGAGGAGAAGGACAAGAGCAGCAAGAGGAGGUCCCACCCUCUGCCCAGCUUCCCCAGGCCGCCGCGCUCCGCUGUGAGCGUGAAGAUCUCCCCAAAGGGCGCGGCCGACGAGAACCGGCGCGAGGCGCUCAAGAAGUUGGGGCUGCUGAAGGAAUAGCUGGUGGGGCUGGUGGAAAAGGGGAUUUUCACCCCAAGCCCAGCGGCCUGCAGUGCCUGGGGCCUUGGGCACCAGCAUCUGCUGCCAGCUCCUGCCCUGGCAGCUCGGGAGAGGUGCUGGGAGCUUCUCAGCAGACGGAGGAACGCCGCGUGUACAGAAUAUUUUGUAUGUAGCAGAUGUACAUGAGCUAUUUAUACAAAGCAUCUCUCAGCACGGACGGGGUGUGCUCUCCUGCAAGGGCUUUAAUGCAUUUGGGGAUUCAUCAAAACAGGGAAGCCAUGGAAUUAGGGUUUGGCUUGUUUUCAAAGGGGUUGCCUGUGGAUAAAGUGUCUCUGGGAAGAACUGCUGGACUUUGCUGCUCCUUUAGGACUUUUUUGGUGUUUUUUUUUUUUGGUUUUUUUUUUUUUUUUGGUUAAUUUUAUCACAGCCUCUGAGGUCUGAACACUCAUCUGCCACGUGGAAGUGCCUCACAAAGCCACCACUGCCUGCUGGGUGGGCUGGAGAGCUGCAGAGACAUCCCAGUGCCUCCCCUGCCACACUCUGCUCUCCACCCAGCCCUGACCUGGAAGAGCACCUGGAAGAGGUUUGAACUGCAGGAAUUGACAGCUGAGGAGGCCAGAGGCUGUGCUGGUGUCAGAUCCAGAAGUGCUGCCCAAAAUGGGGCAGAUGCAAGGCUGGGACAGCUCCCACUCAUCCUGGCACCUCUCAGGCCCAGCUGAUGCUGCCAGCACCUUGCUGCUCACCUUGGGGAACAGAGGUGGUUGAUGUCCCUAAUAAACCUGUGUGUGAUCAGAAA